Psylliodes chrysocephalus is the source of this 387-nucleotide messenger RNA. NCBI's taxonomy places the organism in Eukaryota, Metazoa, Arthropoda, Insecta, Coleoptera, Chrysomelidae. The record is from the annotation of a GenBank genome assembly.
AUGGCAAGUAGCGACCAAACUGAAAUAAGCAGGAGAGAAAAACGACAAGAUAUUUUUGAAAAUGAACGAAGGUUUUUCACUGAGUUUCUUCAAAAUUUAAACAAGCUUCCUCCACAUUAUUGUCGAAAAGACACCAAUAGAAUGUACUCGAAGCAAUCUUUUCAGUCAUGGUCGGAUUUAUACAGAGUCCACAAGAGGCAAUGUCAAGAAGAGGGGCAAAAUCCAAUUUCAGUUAUCACUAUGAUUAAACUUGCUGACCAAAUGACAAUCUCCAUAUUCCGACCGAGAGAGGGCCAAUGUAAUGACUGUUUUAAGUAUAAGAACGACAAUAUAGAAGCAGAAGAAUAUAAGGAAUAUAUUGAGAGAAAAAAAUCAGCAAGACGAUAA